CUGCUUUAGCUUUUGAUGAAAGCAAAGUUGUUUUUUGCAUUUUUGGUGCUAUCUGAAAUUUCUGGAUUCGAUAAAAAUUUACCUACAAUUUUCGUCGUUCAUGGAUGGUUGUCUGGAUAUAAAUUGUUAAAUGAAUUUCAAGGGGCCUGGAGCCAUCUAUGGAGAAAAAUGAACCUGAUUGGAAUUGAUUGGUCAGCUGGAUCGUCAACUGGGAACUAUUAUAGAGCCAUGAAAAGAACCCCAACAGUUGGCAGUGCAAUUGGACAGUUUAUCAUGGGUGCAAUUAGAAAUGGGCUCAUAGCGAACCCGUACAGCAUUCACAUCGUUGGUCAUAGUUUGGGGGCACAUGUUGCGGGUUUUGCUGGGAAAUAUAUGGCUUCGAGUGGACCAAAUCCAAUAAAAUUACGGCAUAUUAGUGCACUUGACCCAGCUGAUCUAUUUAUUGGAAGUUAUGAAUGCCCUCGUCGACUAUGCCACACUGAUGCUACCUUUGUGGAAACCUUUCAUACCAGUUACAUCUAGGGAUGUACAAGCCAAUUGGAUCUCUUGACCUAUACGUGAAUGGUGGAAAGUACCAACCACAUUGUUAUACUCCCACAUGUUCUCAUUCUUAUGCUCAUGAGUUGUAUCGAGAUGCUUUAGAUCGAUUUCGACUCGAUGGAUGGCUGUGUAACACUCUCCAACAAAUGGAAAAGGAGAAACGUUGCAAGGGCAACAGUAAUCCGCGUAGAUAUGGCAUCGAAAUCAUACAACAGGGAUUACCAAAUAGCGGUAUUGUGUAUACACCUACUACAACCUCAAGAGACAUUGGAGACAAUGUUACAACAACAAGAAAGGAAAUUCGCACAGAUCAAGCGGCGGGUGACUACACUACCGUCGUUUUUGGAGCUAAUCUCAAUAAUGCGGUGGUGCUCGUUUCGCUUCUAAGUGAUGAUGGACAUCUUAUCAUUGAAAAUCGGAACGACGAGGUUGUCGUUGUAAAUCCGGCCAAUGCUGCCUGGACACCCGAUCCAAAAUACCAUAUUUGCGGGGAAACGGAAUCGCGACGCAUUGCGCAGCGUUUAAGUGAAUUGACAGGACCAUUCCGGUUUGUUGUCGCAUUUGAUGCCACCGACAUGUUCACCGAUUCAUUCUGGGAGAUGAUUUACUAUUUGGCAGACUAUCAGAAAUCUGCGACAGACGUCGACGAAAUUCAAAUGAUUGCUAUGGACAUUCCACAUGACGGUAUUCCGUUGCAACGACAUUCCGACCAGUUGAGACAGGCAAUCGAGAAUGGACUUCAACCACAACAUGCUGCCGAUGUUAGGAUGGCGGGAAUGCACGCUAUUGAAGAAACUGGUGUUGUUAGUCAAAUGGCAGAGCUUCAACAAGAACUGGUCGUUGUUAAAAAUGCUGUCGG
Bradysia coprophila is the source of this 1399-nucleotide messenger RNA. RefSeq lists its product as uncharacterized. Gene Ontology annotation, biological process: lipid catabolic process. NCBI's taxonomy places the organism in Eukaryota, Metazoa, Arthropoda, Insecta, Diptera, Sciaridae. Gene Ontology annotation, molecular function: lipase activity. The record is from RefSeq and is a predicted model, not a curated record.